Molecule: messenger RNA, 4221 nt
Organism: Penicillium olsonii
Lineage: Eukaryota; Fungi; Ascomycota; Eurotiomycetes; Eurotiales; Aspergillaceae
Source: the annotation of a GenBank genome assembly
AUGAUGCCGACAAUUCCUCCGCAAACCCCCGGGAGAGGUCAGAUGCGAACUGAUCAUUCACGAGCGUCCAAUCUCUCCAACGAGUCGGGCUCGGGAGCAGAAACCCCAGCCCGCAGGCGCUUGCAAAAGUCCGCAUCGACUAAUUUCCCCUCAAAUACUUCCAACUAUGACUCCUCUUACGGGGUGGCCGCGCCGCGCGCAGGUGGGAUGAAUAGGAGAAGGAUGUCAAUUCGGGAUCAGAAGGUGCCGCAAGGCCCACGGCCCCAGGAGACAUCACGAUGGAACAAACCUGGCCCGUAUCUCCAUUCCGGAAAUUCAUCCGUUGAUUCUACCCUCGACUCCAGCAAAAACUUUAACCUACGGUCUACGAGCGUGGGGAACUUAGCCAAGGCCGACCCAAAUUCGGGAGAGAGCGGUGAUUUCCUCGCGCCGGUCAACUUCGACGACUUCCAUAACAGCAUCAUGGGCGAGGCGAGCUUGAGCCACUUCCCUAUGCCAGGGACUGGUGGUGGUGCGGGGGAGAAUCGCGACGCCGGUCCGACCAAUCCUUGGGAAAACCACACCUAUGAACACAAUGCUUCUGAACGCACGCGGGCCCCUCCUUCGGCUCGCCGGAAAAGUGAAGUGCAGCGUCCGAACGGUCAACCUGGCGGUACCGGACUCACGGCAUCAUCUGCCAACACGCGGGCCCGUCGCCAGAGCUUAGCUCAACCGGCCGCCGGGAACACUGCUUCCAGAGGUUCUCGGAAAUCUGUCAGCUCCGGGGCCUUUGCGCCCACGAAUGCCUCGGCCAGACGUGCUAGUCUGAGUGCCCGUAAAUUCAGCACAGACACGACUCAGGCCAGCACUGCCUUCCUCCGCCCGAGAACCCAGGACUCUGAGACGAAGGUUCCGGCUGCCGUUCGAAACCUCAAAGCCAAAUCGUUCCAGCCCAGUCCGCGAGACCCUCCGGGCUCUUUCUUGACCGCAACAGACCCCGUGGACUUCUCGCGAUCGUCGUCGACCAAUGCCGUGCGGACGCCGGUGAAGAAUCCUGCGGGCGCCGCCGCGACUCCCUCCUCAACUUCAAAGCGUGCCUCUGUUAUGCCACACCAUGCGACUGGACUGGGCGCUCGAACCAUCAGUCCUACUGAUGCACGACGAAUGAAGCGAAUGUCCAUUGCUCCUACUGCGCCUCCGAUGCCACAUACACCUCCAACUCAAACAGAACCUCUCCCUAUUCGUCCCCUCUCUUCCACUCAAUCUCCCUCUCAAAUCCCCAGGAAGAGCGUCACUCCAUCUUCAAACCGAACCACGCCCGACCCAAAUCGCAAGUCCUAUAGCUCAGGCCUAUCUGUUUCCUCGAGCACUAGCUACAACUCUGCGCGCAAUUCUGGAAGCUCACUCCAAAAUCGUCUCUCUCAGAAUUUAUCUUCCUCUCGCCUACCAACUCCCAAGCCGAGGACGGAGCAAGCGAACCCUAACGGAGAAGAGGUGCCACCGGUCCCGGCAAUCCCCAAAGCCUACGAGUCACCCAAAGCCGAGCUGGAUGCACCUGUGUUCCCCGCACCUAGGAAAUCAAGCAUUCCGCUUGAUAUCGGUCAUUUGAACAUUAAAGAUUCAGGCCCCAGUCAGGAAACUGCCAGCACAGGUCACACCGAGAAUGCAGAGCCUACGGAAUCGGCUAAUACACCUGAUGUACGAACGAGAACUUCGACUGUAUUAGGGGGGCGUAAGGGCCUGCAACCACUGAAGCUCCCCCCGUUGAAUCUGUUGCCUCUGGGAACCCCAAUGGCAGCCAAGAUAGAUGCACUCAAAGACAAAGACGAGGAGCGCGAUGCCCAUACCCCGUCUAAUCAGGUUAUAUCGAAGACACCCGGGACCCCGAUGACGGCAUCCAAAGCGAGUUUCUGGUAUCAUGACGAGGAUGAGAAGCUACCUCUGACUCAGGCCCGGAGUAGCACCUCUCACUUUGCUGUCAGUUCCUCAACUGCCGCAGUGCGAGCUUCGAGCAGCACAAGCGCUUUCGAAGCUUUCGAAACUCCUAGCUCAUCGGCCCGCAACAUUUCUCCCUAUGCUUCAUACACCCUUCCCAAGAGCGGUACCGAGUUGAAUCAUCUUCGACACCAAGCCAGCGCGGACUACUCGAACCGGAACCAGAACCCGCCGCAUAAGUUGACUGGGCCGAGGCCACAGACUCAAAGUGCCGUCUUCACCCCUGCUCCCGAACGGCUCAGUCAGAUUUCCACGCCUUCGGAGCCCGAGAGUGUCACUGCUUCGAGCUCCUCGCUGCGCGACCGACUCAAAAUCGCGCGUCUUCGCAGUAACUCGAAAGCACAGAAAACCGAUACCGAUACGGAUACUGAUCCGACCAAAUUCAACCACAUGCCGCCACCCAAGCUGCCAGCAUCUGCAACAUGGAAUAAUCUAUCUUCGGUCAGCUCAACGAGUCCAAACCCCAAACCGUCCUAUCUCAACCCUCGUCGGCAGUCUUCUGUUUCCAGUGCAACAAACCCAGCAGCUCGCAAGCCAAGCGUCAGCAGCGAAAAGAGCCUUGCGCUGGAGCCAACUCCUUCCCACGAAUCGGGCGAGAGUGAUCGUUCCAGACGCGUGCACAGCUCUUAUAUCUCUCCUGUACAUAAAAUGAUCAGCAACGCCAGAUCCAGCGUUGCGGCUGCCCCCCGCUCUAACGACGGCGGUGUCGAUACCGAUGUGAUCAUUGCCGAUGAAGAGAUGAAACGGCUUGGAUCCAAGAGGAAAGACUUUGAAAAGGCUGCCAGAGUGCUCGAUGAUCUGCGUCGCAAGGCUGGACCCAAGGACCGUGUCAGUCCCGCGCAGGCAUUAAAAAUGGCGACUCUCAACAUCUUUGAGCGCGGUGAGAUCAUCGAUUAUCGUGAUAUCUUCUUUUGUGGCACCCAAACUGCCAAAAAGCAUGUCGGAGACCUUCAUUCUGGCGCCGCGAACUUUGGAUAUGACGAUGACCGCGGUGAUUAUAACAUUGUGAUAGGUGACCAUCUAGCUUACCGGUAUGAAGUCGUUGACGUCCUAGGCAAGGGCAGUUUUGGACAGGUUGUGCGAUGUGUCGACCAUAAAACCGGCGCCUUGGUUGCGAUCAAGAUCAUUCGCAACAAAAAGCGAUUCCACCAGCAGGCUCUUAUUGAGGUCAACCUUCUCCAGAAGCUCAAGGAAUGGGACCCUCACGGCAAGCACAGUGUGGUCAAUUUCACCCAAAGCUUCUACUUCCGAGGCCAUCUGUGCAUCUCCACCGAGCUUCUUGGCAUGAAUCUUUACGAGUUCAUCAAGGCCCAUGAGUUCCGAGGAUUCUCAUUGAAGUUGAUUCGUGUCUUCACCAAGCAGAUGUUGAGCAGUCUGGUGUUGCUACAUGCCAAGAAGGUGAUCCACUGUGACCUGAAGCCCGAGAAUAUCCUCCUGGUUCACCCCUUGAACUCCGAAAUUCGUGUCAUUGAUUUCGGUUCAAGUUGCUUCGAGAAUGAAAAGGUCUACACCUAUAUCCAGAGUCGCUUCUACCGCUCGCCAGAGGUUAUCCUUGGAAUGUCCUACGGCAUGCCGAUUGACAUGUGGAGCUUGGGAUGCAUUUUGGCCGAGCUGUUUACCGGCUAUCCCAUCUUCCCUGGUGAGAACGAACAAGAACAGCUCGCCUGCAUUAUGGAGGUAUUUGGUCCUCCAGAAAAGCAUCUGAUCGAAAAGAGUUCUCGCAAAAAGCUGUUCUUCGAUUCCCUGGGCAAGCCUCGCUUGACUGUCUCGUCCAAGGGCCGCCGCCGACGUCCCAGUUCCAAGGAACUCCGCCAGGCCCUGAAGUGUGACGAUGAGGCCUUCCUCGACUUCAUCUCCCGCUGCCUCCGGUGGGACCCCGCUCGUCGCAUUUCGCCUCACGAUGCGCUGAAGCAUGAGUUCCUCACCGGUAUCAAGGCCCCUCGGCCAAGAAUACACGGAACCAAUUCGCCUUCUAAGCGCGGCGCAUCUUCAUCUUCUCGUCCGCUCCCCGAUCCUCCCGGCGCCACCCUCAAGAGUGGAUUUUCGCGUCGCGAUGUCUCAGGCACUUCUCCCGUCAAGAGUGGGAAACGCCAUUCGACCAUCAACGGUCCCCCGUCCAGUCCUGGCAAGCGAGGAUCGAGUAAUGUCACUACCUCAGGCUCGGCUCUCCCCCGCGUCUCAGCACGGAGCAUCAGCGGCAAGCCGGACCUCGCUACCGCGGCGGCCGCGACAAGCCUGAGAAAAUGA